Messenger RNA from Dreissena polymorpha, 1648 nucleotides. RefSeq lists its product as uncharacterized. NCBI's taxonomy places the organism in Eukaryota, Metazoa, Mollusca, Bivalvia, Myida, Dreissenidae. The transcript has 8 exons. Bases 71 to 1126 code for a protein of 351 amino acids. The record is from RefSeq and is a predicted model, not a curated record.
AGCAGGCCUUCUGAAACAACAGACCUCAUCGACUCCCCCGGACGUCUCUCAAACAAGCAAAGCUUCCAAGAUGACUCCGCGAAGCAUCACUCUCGUCUCGGCAUUGUUUGCCAUUUCGUAUGCCUACCGAGGUGGAGGCGGGGGAGGAAUGAUGCCAAUGGGCGGUGGAAUGCCCAUGGGAAAGAUGGGUGGAAUGGGAAUGAUGGGAAUAGGCGGUGGAAUGGAAAUGAUGCCUAUGGGUGGUGGUAUGGGCGGUUUGCCCAUGGGAAAGAUGGGUGGAAUGAUACCCAUGGGCGGUGGAAUGCCCAUGGGCAUGGGCGGUGGAAUGGAAAUGAUGCCUAUGGCUGGUGGUAUGGGAAUGAUGCCAAUGGGUGGUGGAAUGGAAAUGAUGCCUAUGAGUGGUGGUAUGGGCGGUAUGCCCAUGGAGAUGGGUGGUGGUAUGGGAAUGAUGCCUAUGAGCGGUGGAAUGGGCGGUGGUAUGCCCAUGGGAAAGAUGGGUGGUGGAAUGCCCAUGCCAAUGCCGAUGAUGCCAAUGCCGAUGCCUAUGCCUAUGCCAAUGCCAGGUGGAGGAAGCGGAAAACGCUACAAGCGCUACGCCAGUCGUGGUGGCAACGGUGGUAUGGGAGGUGGAAUGAAUGGAGGAAUGAUGCCGAUGCCAAUGCCUAUGCCAAUGCCUAUGCCAAUGCCUAUGCCUAUGCCUAUGCCAAUGCCGAUGCCGAUGCCAAUGCCAAUGCCAAAGGGAGAUAAAGGUGGAAUGGGCGGAGGAAUGCCGAUGGAAGGGAUGAUGAUGCAAAUGAUGAUGGGUGGGGGAAUGGGUGGUGGUAUGCCCAUGGGCGGUAUGCCCGGCAAAGGAGCAAUGGGUGGCGGUAUGCCUAUGAUGAUGCCAAUGGGCGGUGAAGGCGGUAUGCCAAUGGGCGGCGGUAUGCCCAUGGGCGGCGGUAUGCCCGGCAAAGGAGCAAUGGGUGGCGGUAUGCCCAUGAUGAUGCCAAUGGGAGAGGGUGGUAUGCCCAUGGGUGGUGGUAUGCCAAUGAUGAUGCCAAUGGGCGGUGAAGGCGGUAUGCCCAUGGGCGGUGGUAUGCCAAUGAUGAUGAUGAUGCCUAUGGGAGGAAAAGGAGGCAAGUAUUAGAUGAAGACAACCCUUUCAUCAGAGUGGUUAUAGUAGCUUGUAAACGACCUGGACCCCACAAUCGACAACGCCCAAUCGCACUCAUUGUCCAUGUGCAUGUCAAAAUCUUCUUGUGUCCAAGAAUCGGUGACAGGUGCUUCCAACGUCCGCGCAAUAGACUCAUUGACGUCAUUGUUUUGGACUAUUAACUUGUUUUUCGUUUAUUGUUAAUCAAAGUUUUGUCUUACCAUUGAGAAGUUUUUGAAGUGAUAACAUACCGGGUAAAAGCCAGUAGUUUUUCGCUUGUUCGAAUUGUAAUGAGCUGCGACUUUCAGUAAAAUGCCAGUAUAACAUAUUGAAAUUGAAACUUUUGUUUUAAAUAUCGUAGUGUUAAGAGACCGAAGAAAGAACAGCGAAUAAAUCAUUAUUUUGUAAUUUUAUUUGAACAUUAGGAGAGUUAUACAUGCAUAUGGACUAUAUUGCCUUGUGAAACACUAUGUAUACAUGUAAUAGAGAUUAAAAAUAAAAUAAUCAGCAUCUUAA